AUGUUUUGCUCACUACAUAAAUUCAGCUUCAUAUCCACACCUCCAAAUACCGAAACAUGUUUAGAUUACUCAGUUCAAUCAACCAAAAGAGCCACAAGUUUGGAAUCCUUGCCUGACGAAGUUUUAGCUCGGAUCAUAGAUCACUUGAAUCAACUUGACGUGUUAGACUUGUGCCUAGUAAAUUCAAGAAUUCACAAACUAUGCAUGAAUAAACUAUUCAGGGUAGCUCUUAUUAAGCACCCGGUACAACGGACCUUCACUGUUCAUCGAAAAUUGAAUUCACCUAAUUAUUCUCAAUUCACAAUUGUAAAUCUUGAAAAGUGUCCCUGCAAGAAGAAAUUUCAAAGAUUAAUCUAUUAUCCAGCGCCAAAUCAAGAUUAUUGUUUUCUGGUUAAAUACGGUUAUUAUACUAAAAUUGAUCAUCUUUGGGUCCCCAAGAAAGCCAAGAAGGUAAUCAAUCAAAGAUCAAGUCGAAUACUAAUAAUAUCUAUGAGUAAUCCAUCAACUAGAGAGGGUCAAGAUUAUUUCUAUAAAGUAAAAAGUUUGGCAAGUACUCUUGGUUUGUUUAAAAAAAUGCAUUUGGCUGUAAAAGAUGCUCUGGUCGAAACAAUUAAAAAAUUCCAAGGGAUAUUUGUUGGAGUCAAUUGCUUGUCGAUGAGUAUGCUCUCCAGUCCCGGAUACAUUGAUAAUUGUGAAUCAUCUUUGUCCCUAUUCCGAUGUGAAAAUAUUACAGAAUUUGAAAUUGAAAGCAUUUGUCCUAGCCACGAGGACAAUUUCUUCUACAGAAUGAUAAAGUCUAUGCCAAACAUAAAGAUACUUAUUAUACGAAUCUGGGUUAGACCUACAUCUCUACAUAAAACUAUGGAAUUAUUAUCUAACUAUCGUAUUCAAAAGUUUUGCUUAGAUAUUCGAGAAACGUUCGCACAUAUAAAUGUUCGUCAAAACUGUGAUAUUGUCAAGGCUUUGCUUAAAAGUUGUGGUUCCACUCUAGAACUUGUAAGGGUCAACUAUUCUGGGAGUUUCACACGUAUAAAAUUAUUAAAGAUCGACUUGUUUUUCAGUAAUGACUACGAUAUAUGUGAAGAGCUUAACGAAGAGGUUAGGAGCUUAGUAAGUUGGGUCAAAGAGACUAUUACUAACUAUCCAAGAUUGAAGUAUUUCAUAUUCUACAAUUAUCAAUUUAUAAUAGACAGGAAAGUAGAACCAUAUAGGUGGAUUGAAAUAAACAACAAAGAGUUGUGA
Messenger RNA from Scheffersomyces amazonensis, 1242 nucleotides. RefSeq lists its product as uncharacterized. Gene Ontology annotation, molecular function: protein binding. The coding region runs from base 1 to 1242 and encodes 413 amino acids. The record is from RefSeq and is a predicted model, not a curated record. The transcript has a single exon. NCBI's taxonomy places the organism in Eukaryota, Fungi, Ascomycota, Pichiomycetes, Serinales, Debaryomycetaceae.